CGCGGGAGGAGGAGAGGCGCCCCGACUGCGCGCUCCGACGCCAGGGCGCACCACUGCGGGGACGCACUCCCGGAGCAGGGGCGCAGCAGCCAGAGAGGAGCUCCCGACUAGAACAAUGCUGGAGAGGAAGGGAGGGGAGAGGGCCGGAGUGGCAGCCCAAGUCUGAAAACAGGUGAACAGCAGUGGCAGCAGCAGCAGCGGAGGAAGAGUGGAGGGGAAGGAAGAGAUUUGUCACCGCUGCUGCGGGGGAGGCGAGCCAGCCCCACCGGGAAGAGCCUCCUCCUCCUCUCGGCUGCGCGGAGGUGGAUCCUGGCUGGGCAGCAGCUGAGCCAUGGCUACGAAUUUCAACGACAUUGUCAAACAGGGAUACGUGAAAAUGAAGAGCAGGAAAUUGGGGAUUUACCGGCGUUGUUGGCUCGUCUUCCGCAAAUCUUCCAGCAAAGGCCCUCAGCGGCUGGAGAAAUAUCCGGACGAGAAGUCAGUGUGUUUGAGAGGAUGUCCAAAGGUCACCGAGAUAAGCAACGUGAAAUGCAUCACGAGGCUACCAAAGGAGACUAAGCGGCAGGCCGUGGCCAUCAUCUUCACCGACGACUCGGCUCGGACGUUCACCUGUGAAUCUGAGCUGGAGGCUGAGGAGUGGUACAAAACUCUGUCCAUCGAGUGCCUGGGGGCACGGCUCAACGACAUCAGCCUGGGAGAGCCAGAUCUGCUGGCCCCUGGAGUGCAGUGUGAGCAGACAGAUCGCUUCAACGUCUUCCUCCUGCCCUGCCCCAACCUGGACAUCUACGGCGAGUGCAAGUUGCAGAUCACACACGAGAACAUUUACCUCUGGGACAUGCACAACCCCCGCGUCAAGCUCGUCUCCUGGCCCCUGUGCUCGCUGCGACGCUACGGGCGAGAUGCCACGCGGUUCACCUUUGAGGCUGGCCGCAGGAUGUGUGAUGCCGGCGAAGGCCUGUAUACCUUUCAGACCCAGGAGGGUGAGCAGAUCUACCAGAGGGUCCACAGCGCCACCUUAGCCAUUGCUGAACAGCACAAGCGCGUCCUUCUGGAGAUGGAGAAGAAUGUGAGGCUGUUGAACAAGGGCACAGAGCAUUACUCCUACCCCUGCACACCAACCACCAUGUUGCCACGCAGCGCCUACUGGCACCACAUCACUGGCUCGCAGAACAUUGCCGAAUCCUCAAACUACAGUGAGACGAGGUCUGCUCUCUGCCCACAGGUGACUCGUACUCGGGGCCCCAGGCCAGCUCAGAGACUGACCUCUUGAACCGUUUCAUCUUGUUGAAGCCAAAUGCUCCCAAAAGCGGGAAGAACGACAGCAAAGACUCCAGCUCGGCUUCACAGUGAUGCAGCCCUGGGUGGAGGGAGAGACCCGGGCAGAGGGCCAGCUCAGCCCACAAGUGUUGUUGCUCAGCACUGAAGAUUUUGUGGUCCAGUGCCUGCUCCCGCCUUUCCGGAAAGGGUUUGGGGGACAGCUUUUCAGCUACGGGGGGAGAGUCCGACGUUUGCACAGAGGCUGCCCCCAUGGAGGAUGUUCAUAGCAGAGGAUCUGAGCCCCGUCAGCCUGGAAGGAACUUCAGCCAAGCAGGCAAACUCCUACCAGGCCUGGGAUGGAAGGAAGAGCCUGGAUGUGAGGGGGAGGACUAGCUAUAUAUUGUUAAAACUAUUUUAAAUAUAUAAUAUUGCUUGUGCAUAUUCUAUAUAUCAAGAGAUUCCCCCACCCCCUACAGGAAUGCACAUUUCUUAGCCAUCCUGGCGAGAUUUUUAAACGGACGGCGGGGUGGGUUGCCCUUUCCCUCUCUUCCGUUGGGACCGUGGCUAUGAGUCCAAAGGGGAGAACUUUCAGGUGGACGGAAAAAGUCUUCCCGAAUGGUAGCCAAAGCACCAGGUUGUGCAGCAGAGGGAAAAAAGCCACAUGGGUCUCCUUGCGGCAGGUGGGGCUUGUUGCUGCUGACCCAGGACUUUCUGCAGAACAGCCUGGCAAAAUCUUCUCUCGCUGGACUUCGGGAGGCCAGAAAACAACCCUUCCGUGCCACAGCAGUCCUUUUGCUGGCGACAGAAGUGUUUGUCCCUGAAAAAAUUAAUGAUUUCAUAGAAUUGUGGAGUUUGAAGGGACCACCCCCGAGGGUCAUCUAGUCCAACCCCCUAUGAUCUUUGGGAAGAUUUGCAGAUCUAAGAAAACAGAGCUUAGUUUCCACUUCUUUGAAAGGCUGACCAACACAGUUGACCUUUGUGGCAACAUCUCAUGAGAAGGAGCUGCCACUUUCCUUUCCAGGUUGUGACUUCUGCACAAGCGUCCUUCCGAGGGAUGCACAGGUGUGCUCUCUCUCUCUCUCUAUCUCAGUGUGGGCUGCUUGCUUGGAGCAGGCAAGGCCCGGAAGGUCUGCACUGGGCAGGCAGUGAUGGUGUUUCACUCAGUCUGUGCACACGUCAGCUGUUCCUUGUGGAUAUUUAUUGACAGCUCAUUGCCUGCAAAGGGUGGGCUCACCAUCCUUUUCCAACGUGGGUGCUAGAUUAUAGAACUAUACGCACAAGCCUCCCCCAGACAAGGGCAGUUCCCAAUGGAUGUUUGUGGGUGGCGGGGCUGAAAUAAUUUGGGGCUGCCUUGUUUACCAUUGGCUUGUCUUUGCUACAUUCCACUAGGAAAGCUUCUCUCGCCCUUAGUUCCACCCCCAGUGAUCUGCCCCAGUCUUCACCAACCCGGUGCCCUCCGGAUGAUUUGGACUACAACUUCCAUCAGGCUGUGCUAACUGGGCCUGAUGGAAGUUGUAGUGAAGGCUGGACUGCCCACAAAGCAAAGUUAAGCUUUCUGGUAGGUUUUACAUCCUAAAGGGCCCCACCUUCCACACAACCUGUCCCCCACCAAGUGUUCUCUACAAAAUGGAAAUCAGUUCAAAUCUUCACUUGACUGGCUGCAGACAAUCAAAUGGUCGUCAAGGCCUUUGCUUUCCCAAGGCUCCCCUCACCCACCCACUGGGGGAAGCAGCUCCUUUCUCUGUCCUGGAAACAGCAGCAGUAGCACUGAAGGUGGGCAGCCAUGGGGUUGCCAACUUUUCGACUAGCCCUUGCUGUUCUGCCCUGGAUAGCAAUUUGAUCUGCAGGCCUUAGCUCGUGAUGGUGCUUCCGUCAAAGCUUUAAAGUGCUUCACUUGCUGACAUCUCUAGAGCAGGCUGCUGACAGGAGCAUACCAGGUCAGUUGGCAACCCAGUUUCCCGUCCUCCAAUCCUGCCAUUCAAAAGGCCCAAUGCCAACCUCUGGAACAGAGUUUAUUCUUUACCUCCCCACCUCUUUUUUCCCUAGUAUUUCCCAACUAUCCCAAUAUCCCUCAAAAAAACCACCUACCCACCCUGGCCCAGUUAGAAAUUUUAAGCAGAAUUAGUGAAACACUUUCACAGAGUGGCUGGUUUUAUUCCUAUGCUGAAAUUUUUUAAAGAAGCAAUUGAUUUUCUAGUUUUACUAUUUAUUGAAUAACUUUGAGAAGGGCUAUCUUCUUUUUAUUGUAGUACAAACCUUGGUAUUGUGUUGUUUUGUGUUGUUGUUGGGUUCCCUUCCCCCCACCCGCCACCCUGUUUAAAUAGCACUGGAGUUAACAUCUUACAAUCUUGUGCUCUGCGUGUGUAAGUAACUGUAUUUUUGGAUCUUGUCUGUACCUGAAAGCGGGAAAGAUCUCCCAGGACACCUGUGAAUUGGACCAGCAAAUGUCCAAGCAGCCUUGCUUCAACAGCACUCCCAAUUCAAAGUAGGCCAAAGUACCAGUAGGGCGGGGAAGUUGGAUGAGAGACCCACAAAACUUGGGAUCACUGGAGAUAUUCACCCGCAGUAUCGAUAUGUCCUGGAAGCCUUCUAACCGAGAGCUCAGUUUUGUUGGUAAAAGCUAUUCCCAGUGAUGGGCCCAUUACAUAGGAAACUGCCCUUUACUGAGUCCAUCUAGCUCAGUAUUGUCAACACUGGCUGGCAGCAGCACUCUAAGCUUUCAGGUGGGAGACAUUCCAAGCCUAUCAGGUACUUCUGGACUAAAACUCCUUGGCCAAGCUGGCUGAGGCUGAUGGGAGACAGAAUAACAGCAGGAGGCUCCCAGGCUGUAGCUUUUUUCUAAGCAUAGUUCUCCUUGAGAUUUGCUAGCUUCCUAACCUCAGCACAGUUUGGGGUCCUUUCUUUGAUGAGAAUGCAUUUUCAUUUGAUUCCAGUGGUUUGGGUCCUCCUCUCUUGAGCAGCAGAAAACAAGCUUGUUCUGUCUUCCAUGGGACAGCCAUUUAGAUAUUCUGAACCCCAACCCAGAGCCUCUCACUCACCUCCCUGCUUUUAUCUGUCUCCUGUUCUUUUACGUCUGCUCACUUCUUCCAAACCUGCUUCCAAAACAGCACCUCUCGCUUCAUGCUGAGAAAGUGCUUUGCAAAAAAAACAUUGCCAGCAUAGAGAAUGUGUGCCAUGUGUGCAGAGGAACUACUGAGUUCACAUGUGGGGAACCUUUUUCCUCUUUUUUUACCGCAAGGGCCACAUUCCGUUCUGGGCAACCAUCCUGAGGGCCACAUGCCAGCAUUGGGCAGGACCAGAGGCAAAAUAGAGCAAUGAAUGAAAAUGUUUACCUUAAUACAGAACACUAGUUUCUACACAGUCUGUCUUCCAUUCUGGUAAAUAAACGACACCAUCAAUGUUCAAGGGGACAUUCCAGCUAGGCAAAAACACUCAGGGUGAGAUGCAGAGUCAGUGAGGGAAGUGGGCUGGGGAGAAUCCAGAAGGCCUGGUAUUGAAAUGUGAUGAUCAUGGACCUAUACAGAACCCAGAUCCUAAUUAUUAGCAAAAUACGCACAUCACAUGUCUUGCAAGUUGAGGAGAUGCAUGGAUGCAUGUUUAUGAAUGGGGGAGAGAGAAAAUGUCUGCCCCCAACCAGCCCACUUUUGCCUCUUGUCCUGCCCACUACCAGUGUGUGUGUCUCCCAAUUAUUCCCCACAGAAAUGAGCCCUUAACCCCAAAAGUGUUCCCCACCCAUGGCUUAAACUAGCCUUUCCCAAACCCGGAACUCUCCAGACUUUUUGGACUACAGCCCCCAUCAGCUCCAGCUUUAUAUGACCACACUGGCUGAUGGGAAUUGCAGUCUAGAGCAUACAGGGGGCAGCAGCUUGGCAAAGGCAGGCCUGUUUCAUUGCUAAGAUGUUUGUAUCAUAGAGGCACCUUGCAGAUACUUAGGAAACAGCCCUGUCCUCCUGCCACAGGCCACAUUGGCCCUCUACUGGGCAACUCCUCUCCCAUAGAAUUUGGGCAUGUACCG
This is a messenger RNA of Podarcis muralis (Common wall lizard), 5272 nucleotides long. RefSeq names its product docking protein 4 (gene DOK4). Gene Ontology annotation, cellular component: cytoplasm. Gene Ontology annotation, biological process: cell surface receptor protein tyrosine kinase signaling pathway. The record is from RefSeq and is a predicted model, not a curated record. NCBI's taxonomy places the organism in Eukaryota, Metazoa, Chordata, Lepidosauria, Squamata, Lacertidae.